AUGAGCAACCACCCUUCUAAGAUCAGCGGCCAGUGGGAGACCGCCAAGGGCGCCGUCAACGAGGCCUACGGCAAGAUGGUCGGCAACGAGAGCAUCCGCGCCCAGGGCGUGGCCCAGAAGGCCGCUGGCCAGGCUGAGCUCGCCGCCGCCCGCUCCAAGCAAGCCACCGACGCUGCCUGCGACCAGAUGGUCGGCACCGCCAAGGAGGCUGCCGGCCGCGCCGCUGGCGACAAGAAGCUCGCCGCCGAGGGCCACCUCCAAGGCAUGAAGGGCGACUUCAACCGUGCCACCAACAUGUAA
Fonticula alba is the source of this 300-nucleotide messenger RNA. RefSeq lists its product as hypothetical. The record is from RefSeq and is a predicted model, not a curated record. The transcript has a single exon. Bases 1 to 300 code for a protein of 99 amino acids. Lineage: Eukaryota; Rotosphaerida; Fonticulaceae.